This is a messenger RNA of Microthlaspi erraticum, 981 nucleotides long. The record is from the annotation of a GenBank genome assembly. Lineage: Eukaryota; Viridiplantae; Streptophyta; Magnoliopsida; Brassicales; Brassicaceae.
AUGUCGUCAUCUGUUCCUGAUUACUUGGGAGAUAAAGAUCUGACACAAGAAACAAGAGAUCUGAUUUCUUCUCUUCCAAGCGAGAAAGGUUGGUUAGUGAGCCAAAUGUAUCAGUACCAAGGACGUUGGCAGACACAAGCUCUGUUACAAGGAACCUUGAAGUGCCAAAAGCACUUUGAAGCCAAAGAUUCCGACAUUAUCCUCGUCACCAAUCCUAAAUCAGGUACCACCUGGUUAAAGGCUCUUGUCUUUGCGCUCAUCAACCGACACAAGUUUCCAGUUUCUUCUUCUUCUUCUGGUAACCAUCCUCUUCUUGUUACCAAUCCACACCUUCUUGUGCCCUUCUUGGAAGGAGUUUACUACGAGUCUCCAGAUUUCGAUUUCUCCGAGUUGCCUUCUCCAAGACUCAUGAACACACACAUAUCACAUUUCUCGCUGCCUGAAUCCGUGAAGAGCUCUUCUUGCAAGAUUGUGUAUUGCUGCAGGAACCCUAAGGACAUGUUUGUCUCCUUAUGGCAUUUUGGGAAGAAACUUGCUCCUGAAGAAACCGCGGAUUAUCCUCUGGAAAGAGCGGUUGAAGCCUUUUGUGAAGGGAAGUUUAUAGGAGGACCCUUUUGGGAUCAUGUGUUGGAGUAUUGGCAUGCAAGCCGCGAGAAUCCGAGCAAGGUCUUGUUUGUUACUUACGAGGACCUCAAGAAACAGACCGGAGAUGAGAUCAAGCGGAUCGCUGAGUUCUUGGGGUGUGGUUUUAUUGGAGAUGAAGAAGUGAGUGAGAUUGUGAAGUUGUGUAGCUUUGAGAGUUUGAGUGGUUUGAAAGUCAACAGAGAAGGGAAAUUGCCAAAUGGAAUGGAGACUAAAGCUUUCUUCAGAAAAGGAGAGACUGGAGGAUGGAGUGAUACUUUGACUGAUUCCUUGGCAGAGGAGAUUGAUAGAACCAUGGAAGAAAAGUUUCGAGGUUCUGGUCUAAAAUUUUCUUGUUGA